AUGUCUCCGGAAGUAAUUGUUAAUGCUGGCAUUCCAUGUUACAGGUUGGUCCAAAAUCCGGGAGAAUUUGUCUUCACCUUUCCAAGGGCUUACCACUCAGGAUUCAGUCAUGGAUUCACUUGUUUGGAAGUUUCAAAUAUCGCAACUCCUGAAUGGUUGCAGUUCGCAGGAGAAGAUGAAAUUCGCCGGGCAGCAGUAAACUAUCCUCCAUUAGUUUCCCACAUCCAAUUGCUCUAUGAUCUUGCACCAUCAUUCUCUUCAGUGUGGUUCACUCUACAUGAAUUACAAAAUGUCGAAAAGUAUCAUAAUGAAAAGUCAUAUGCGAUAUGCAGAGAUGGAGACACAGAGAGGGACCGAGCCGAUUGA
Daucus carota subsp. sativus is the source of this 366-nucleotide messenger RNA. Its product is annotated as lysine-specific demethylase REF6-like. Lineage: Eukaryota; Viridiplantae; Streptophyta; Magnoliopsida; Apiales; Apiaceae. Bases 1 to 366 code for a protein of 121 amino acids. The transcript has 3 exons. Gene Ontology annotation, molecular function: histone H3K4me/H3K4me2/H3K4me3 demethylase activity. Gene Ontology annotation, cellular component: chromatin; nucleus. Gene Ontology annotation, biological process: regulation of gene expression; chromatin remodeling. The record is from RefSeq and is a predicted model, not a curated record.